AUGAUGCUGGAAUUACAAUCCGACUGCCGUAUUGAUGAAAAUCAGGCCAGUUCUUCAUUCGUGGACAAACAAAUCAAGACCUGCUCAUCGGCCGAACUUGCUCAAUGGCUCCACAACGAUCGACAACAAGUGGUACUCCUUGACUGUAGACCGUCUUCUGAAAACAACACGGUCAGUUUUGGAGGGGUUUUACAUCAGGAUUUAUCUUUUUCAUUAUUUUUUGAAUUUUUUAAAUUUUAAAUUUUUUUGAAAUUUUUUUUUAUUUUAAAAUUAAAUUUUUUUUAAAUUUAAAUCCGUAUGUUUCAGUCCUUCGCCGGAGCCCAAAAGAUCCUCCUGCCAACAGUGCUAAUGCGACGACUUCAAAAUGGUACUCUUGCUCCUGGCAGUUUGGCCCCACAGUUGGCCGAACAAACUGACCAAGUUAGAGUGAUUUUGAUUCCGGAUAAAUGUGACAAUGAUGUUAUGGCUAGCAAAGUGUACAAAAUGCUGGUCAAGAAGAAGUUUGAUGUUUUCUGCUUUGAAGGUAGGGGUUGAUACUUUGGUGCUGUUGGGUUAAGAUUUGGUACUCUCUCUUGGUGCUACUAGGUUGUUCAAAUAAUUCUAAGCCUUUAGCUUUAAAACAUUGCGUUAAAAGGGGCACAUAAUUAUUUGAACAAUCCGACCUUAAAGCCAUUAAAAGAUCAUUAUUCUAGCCACAAAACCUCACUUUCAUACCUAAAACACCAACCUUUUCAUUCCGUUUUUAAUACCCAAACCCAUCAAAAACCAUGGCCAAUACCCAGAAUAAUUAAUAUUGUUUCAGACGAACCGGAAGAGUUUGCCAGACAUUUCCCCACAUUAAUCGAAAGUACAAGUUACGCUGGGACCAGGAAGAAGGCUGGCCUGAAUCUAUGUCUUCUGACUGACAAAUUCUCUGAGAAUGUGAUCAAGCCGUCAGCUGACCGCGGGUUCCCUGCCAAAAUCUUUCACUGCGUGUACUUGGGCAACGAUGACACUGCUAAGAACCGAGAGUUGUUGAAGAGGUGGGUAAAAUACGCUUUUUCAUUAGAUGGUUCAAAUAAUUUUGUGCUCCUUUACAAAGCAACUUUUUGAGGUGAUGGGGCACAGAAUUAUUUAAAAAACAAUACAAUAAAUUUAAAAAAAAGUUUUUUAAAAAAAUUGAAUUUUAAAUUUUUUUGAAAUUUCAAAAAAAAAUAUAAAUUUAAAAAAAAUUUUUUCAACUAAAAAUUCGAAUUUUAAGGUUUGGAAUUGACUAUGUUAUCAAUGUAACCUCAGAUCUGCCCAACUAUUACGAGACUGACGGUGACUUCCAUUACUUACGUAUACCUGUUGAUGAUUCUCACUCACACAACUUGGCCAAAUACUUUCCAGGUAUGCACUUUUACACUUUUUAA
Molecule: messenger RNA, 1394 nt
Organism: Bursaphelenchus okinawaensis
Lineage: Eukaryota; Metazoa; Nematoda; Chromadorea; Rhabditida; Aphelenchoididae
Source: the annotation of a GenBank genome assembly